CUUGUUGAACUGCAUCCUGUUGUUUUCUGCCCACUUGUCCAACCUAUCCAGGUCUGCCUGCAGCUGUUCCCUGCCCUCCGGCGUGUCCACUUCUCCCCAUAGCUUUGUGUCAUCUGCAAACUUGGACAGAGUACAUUUCACUCCCUCGUCCAAGUCACUGAUGAAGAUGUUGAAGCGUAUUGGUCCCAGGACUGAGCCCUGCCCACUGGACUGUGUAGUCAUCCAAGUCACAGCCUCUUAACUUGUUCACCAGUAUGGGGUGGGAUACCGUAUCAAAGGCCUUCCUGAAGUCUAAGUAUACGACAUCCACCCCUCCUCCUGUGUCCAGGCGUUUCAUAACCUGGUCAUAAAAAGAGACUAGAUUGGUCAGGCACGAUCUGCGUGCCACGAACCUGUGCAGGUUCAUGACCCUUCUUGAAGUGCAGUGCCCAAAACUGCACGCAGUCCUCCAACUGCGGUCUGACCAGUGCCUCAUAGAGGGGAAGUGUCACCUCCUUGGAUCUAUUGGUCACGCAUCUGCUGAUGCACGAUAAAGUGCGGUUAGCUUUGCUGGUGAUUUUGUCGCACCGAUGACUUGUGUUCAUCCUGGAGUCCACUAGGACUCCGAGAUCCCUUUCUGCAUCUGUGCUGCUGAGAGGACCCUCAGCCAGUAGAUGUGGGUCCCAGCCAGUGGGUGUGCUGGAUAUUUUUGCACCCUCGGUGCAGCACUCUGCACUUGUCCUUGUUGUGUUGCAUCCUAUCGUGUACUGUCCACUCUUCCAACCUGUCCAGGUCUGCCUGCAGUUGUUCCCUACCCUCUGGACUGUGCACUUCACCCCACAAUUUAGUAUUGUCUGCAAACGUGGACAGAGUGCACGUCACCCCCACAUCCAAGUCACUGAUGAAGACAUUGAAGAGUACAGGUCCGAGGACUGAGCUCUGCAGGACUCCACUGCCCAUGUCCUUCCAGGUCAAUACCGACCUGUCUGCUACCACUCUUCUAGGUGCGACCCCCAAGUCAAUUUGCCAUCCACCAGACUGUGUGAAAAUCUGUCACAGCCUCUUCAUUUAUUUAUGAGAAUGGGAUGAGAUACCGUAUUGAAGGCCUUGCUAAAAUCCAAGAAAACGACACCCACCUUUCACACGCAGUUGAGUUACCAUUUCCUUUUGCAGCUUGUUUGGGGUCUUGGCACUGGGGAGAUUUGAGUCCAGUACCUCCUUGACACCAAGGGUGCUUCAUCACUGAUACCCCUGGACUAGGAGUCUCCUGCAGGCCCAGAUUCUCCGUGGUGGGGUGGGCUGGAGACCCUACCCUUACCCCAGGGCAUGGUGGAGGAGCAGUGCAAGGGGCAUACAGCAGCCCUGUGCUGUGCCUGCCCCAGGGUCUUCCCCCCUUCAGGCAACUGCUGGGGCCGUUUACCCCUGUGGCUCUGUCUUGGCCCAAGCAGUCCAGAGCUUGCUGGCUGCAGGCUGCAUUUAGUGCUGAGCUGAUGCCGUUGAGAUGUGCAAGUCUGCUGAGAAUCACUGUGCAUCACACCGCCAGCCCGGGUUUAGCUGAGACUUCAGCGGUGCCUAGGACUUGGGCUUCCUUGCAUGGGAGGGAGGGGGAAUUUCCCCCAGCAAAAGCCGUUCCCUUGUUGGGACUGGACAGAGGGUGCUGACUGCUUGUGCUUGCAGGUGCCGGUGACCUUUGAGGACGUGGCCGUCUACUUUUUCCGGGAGGAGUGGGACGUGUUUGCGGACUGGCAGAAGGCGCUCUACCGGGAAGUGAUGAUGGAGAACUACGGCACGCUGCUUUCUCUAGGCUAUGCAGGCCCGAAGCCUGACAUCCUCUACCGGAUGGAGCGGGGGGAAGAGCCGUGGGUCUGCACCCUGCAGAGCCCUGUGGUGUGGGAGAGCCCAGGCAGCCCCGCACCGGGAGACCUUGGGGACAGGAGCGGAUCAGAGAAGCAGUGCCAUGAUCCCUGGGCCAGCCCCCAGCCGUGCUCCGCGGUGUGGGAGAGCCCCGGGAGCCCGUGCUUAGGGGACAGGACCGGGUUGGAGGAGCAAUGCCGUGGGCCCCAGCAGUGCUCUGUGGUGUGGGAGAGCCCAUGCCUAGCCGGCGGCUCCAGGAGCAAGUCUGAGGAGCAGCAGCAAGAGGAAGCUUCAAGGACCCUGCAGCUGCCCCAGAUGUUUCUGGAGGGAUGGGAUGGGGGCACUGUCCCUAGCCCUGAGUUGCGGGGAGCCCCCAUGAAAGUGUGCAAACGCCAGAGCCAGGGCAGCGAGCUAGCCCCUGCCCAGGGAUGUCAGCGGUGCUUGGGGAAACUCCCAGGGCCUGGGAGCAGCCUGUGCCCUCGGUGCGAGCCAGAGGGCAGCGAGCCCAUGGCAGAGAAGCCGCACCGGUGCCCAGAGUGCGGGAAGGGCUUCCGGCGGAAGCAGGACCUGACAAAGCACCAGCGCACGCACACCGGGGAGCGUCCGUACCCCUGUGCCGAAUGUGCCAAGAGCUUCAGCCACGUCUCCAACCUCAUCAAGCACCAGCGCAUCCACACCGGCGAGCGCCCCUUUGCCUGUGACCUCUGUGGCCGCAGCUUUGCCCUCAAACAGGUGCUGGUGCGGCACCAGCGCAUCCACACAGGUGAGCGCCCCUACGCCUGCUCCCAGUGCGACCGGCGCUUCAAGGACAAGCAGAAGCUGGUCAUCCACCAGCGCAUCCACACCGGCGAGCGGCCGUACGUGUGCUCUGACUGUGGGAAAAGCUUUGGGCAGAGCCAGCGGCUCAAGACGCACCAGCGGGUGCACACGGGGGAGAAGCCAUAUGUGUGCAGCCACUGUGGGAAGGGCUUCAGCCAGCUCUCCAACCUCUACACGCACUGGCGCACGCACACCGGUGAGCGCCCCUAUGCUUGCACCCGCUGCGGGAAGAGCUUCGGCCUCAAGCAUGACCUGGCCAAGCACGAGCGUGUGCACACGGGCGAGAGGCCCUACCCGUGCCGAGACUGUGCCAAGAGCUUCAGCCAGAAGCAGGACCUCACCAAACACCAGCGCGUGCACACAGGCGAGAGGCCCUACCCCUGUGCCCAGUGCGGCAAGAGCUUCAGCAACAUCUCCAACCUCAUCGCCCACCAGAGGACACACACAGCGCCAAGGCUUCAUCCCCACCGGUGCCCGGAGUGCGGGAAGGGCUUCCGGCAGAAGCAGUACCUGACCAGGCACCAGCGCACGCACACCGGGGAGCGCCCCUAUCAGUGCCCAGAGUGUGCCCAGAGCUUCACCCAUGUCUCUAACCUCAUCAAGCACCAGCGCAUCCACACCGGCGAGCGCCCCUUUGCCUGUGACCUCUGUGGCCGCAGCUUUGCUGUCAAGCAGGUGAUGGUGCGGCACCAGCGCAUCCACACAGAGGAGCGCCCAUUCGCCUGCACCCAGUGCGACCGCAGCUUCAAGGACAAGCAGAAGCUGGUCAUCCACCAGCGCAUCCACACCGGCGAGCGGCCGUACGUGUGCGGGGAGUGUGGGAAGAGCUUUGGGCAGAGCCAGCAGCUGAAGACGCACCAGCGGGUGCACACGGGGGAGAAGCCAUACGUGUGCAGCGACUGUGGGAAGGGCUUCCGGCAGCUCUCCAACUUGUACACGCACUGGCGCACGCACACUGGCGAGCGCCCUUACUCUUGCACCCACUGCGGGAAGAGCUUCAGCAUGAAGCACGACCUCACCAAGCACCAGCGCAUCCACACCGGGGAGCGCCCGUACCCCUGUGGCCAGUGCGGCAAGGCCUUCAGCAACAUGUCCAACCUCCUUGCCCACCAGAGGACACACACGGCACAGAAGCUGAAGGCCGCUGGCUUGGCCCAGCCCAGCCAGAAGUAAGCGUGCAAUAGAGGCACUGGUGCAGCUCACCUUUUGGGCGUGAGCCCAUCAGGAAAUAGGUGCAAUUGGCCACUGAGUGUAACUGGCCCUGGAUGUACAGGUCGGGUCUCCUUCAGGCUGGCAUAAUUCAGGAGUUGCUCCAUUUUGCUGCAGCGGAGCGACAAUUGUGCACUGCCAGGGCUGGAGGAUGUACAAGAGGAGUGUCCCAUCUAUGCCAUGAGAGUGGGUAACACCUGCCCAGAUGCUGUCUUUGGCUAGCACCUCCUAGGAUCCCAAAUCCCCGUGGCUUCAACGGGAGCUGCACCUACCUAUGCCAGGGUCUGUUCUGUCUCGGGCAUCGUGCCAGGUCUCGCUUGUGCUGCUCCCCUGCAGGAGCCAGCUCUGUGCAUGGUACGCUGCAGCCCCGCUGUGCACGCCUGUGGAGCAGCUCACACCAGGGGAAACUUGCCCUUGUUGGUGCCACUGCCUGAGCUGGGACCCAUGCCUGUGCUGAGCUCUCUUGACCUGGAUGGGGCUUAGAAACGAUGGUGGCAGGCAUGCUAGGAAAGCUGAGAUGGGCAAUCUUAAUGCAAUGAAUGGGGCAGCACUGGGAUACAAAAGACAUCCAUCCCUUCACUCAGGAUCUGCUAGGGCCAAAUUCUGCUUAGUUAAAUCUUUUGUAAUUUCCAAGCAGUGCUGGUGGUUACUCCAGAAUUAGCAUCCUAUUCUGUUUGAAUUGACACCGGUCACCGUUUGACUGUGACUUUUCCCCUCUCCCUUCCUUAUGUCUGAGCAGAAUUUGGCUGUAGGAGAUGAAAUGAUGACUGGGCCCCUGCUGACUUGGUCAAUGAAUUGUGCCAUUUCAAGUGUUUUUUAAGUAGCAUGGGAGAGGAGAAUAAAUAAGGAUUAGUCAGUGUGCAUGGUCAUCUAGAUUUCCACAGAGCAGCUUCCCACUCCUGGCUGAAGCACUUAAAAAUGUAGGAAUCCGGCCCAGGUAUCCAUGGUCUCUUUCCCUGGUACUCCUGGCCCCCACCAACUCCUUGUUCAUUGGACAUUAGGUAGUAUUUUAAAUGCUAUUGAGAUUUGUGCCCAGUGGGAUCGGUGUUUUGUCACAGGUGCACAGAUCCAGGGACUGUCCCAAGAAUUAUCCUGCUGUUCUUUUAGUUCAUGGGUGGCAAAAGCUUGGUCGGUGUGUGGGUUUCUUUUGGCUGGCAGGGAAAGUAUUCAAACCUAUUUACUGAUCGUUCUCCAAACUUGUAAAGGCCAUCCAGGGCACUGGUGCCCUCCUCAUCUGGUCCCAUGGGGCAGCGGUGAAUUGUCACAACCCGGGGAGAGCCCCGUGGGCUGGGUGACAUGGCUCCGUGGACCGUAUCUUGGUCACCCCUGCCCUAAAACCAUUGGAUGUGAUGCAUGUGACAUAAUUUAAUUGCACCGUUGGAUGUGACACAAUUUAAUUGCACCUUGUGAUUCUUAGAAACCAAAUAAGCUCCUGUUGGAAAUUUCUGUCUACCAGCUCUUGAGCGGUGCUGGGACUCUGCUCAUCUCCCAGACUGCUUGGUGGCAUGGAUGGAGGAUCUUAUGGACUCCACCUUUACUAGAUGAGGACCAGAUCUUUACCUGUUUACUUUCUCUGAUGAGAAGGUAAACCUCAGGGCUUGGGGAAAUGAGCUGUUUAAACUAAAAGAUAACAUUGGCACAAAAAUAAAUGGUAUAAACUGGCUGUGACCAAGUGUAGCCCAGAAAUAAGUAGGUUUCUAACUAUCCGGGCAGUGAGGCUCUGCUAGGAGUAGCGGGGACAAAAGGUCUACCUGUUUUUAAGAUGCAACUGGAUAUGUUUGUGAAAAGGAUUAUUUAAUUGGAUGGGGUGAUAGCUGGGAAUAGAAUUGAUGAGGCUGUUUCCAGCCCCGUGUCUCCUUAUUCUCAGACGGGGCAUCACACUGCUCUUUGUAGGUUCAAACCAGGAAUAACCCAUUUUUAUCUUAGAGCCUUGCUUGUUCUGUCUUGGGCACCCUGGUAAAUGGUGUCUGCUCUAAGUGAGACUCUAAACUUUUUGGGACAGGGACCGGGAUAUAGUAUGUGUGUAUCCAGUGCCCAGCAUGGGGGGCCAGACUCCUGACUGGAGAGAUGACUUCAGUGGCUUUCAAACUAAAUUCUGCAAAACCAUGGGAUUUUAGGACUCGCCAGGGCUUCUGCAAAGAGACUAGGGGUAAUGGUGGGGGGGUUGCCUGGCUCUGUGUCAGCUCACACUGCCCUCGGCAGGGUUUCUGCAGCGGGAGAAGUGAUAUGAAAGGACUUUGUGACUCCAGGAAGUUUGAAAGCCAUUUAUCUAAGUCGUACUUACUUUGCAUAUGGCUAAUAAAUGGCUCAGGUGAGUGAAUAGGGUCUGGUCCCAGCAUGUGCAGAUUGUGAAGCGUGUGUGGGUAGUAGUUUAUAGGGGGUGGGAGGUAUCGGGUCUCUAGUGACUGUUAGGUAACUACACUGGGGUUGCUUUUGGAAACCCUUUGGGGAAUCUCCCUCUGUGGAGACAGACUGUCAGGCGCUAAAACACUCUUUAACUCAUCGGAGAGCUGCUGAACGAGAGCCAACAACUGGAAGCUGAAGCCUGUUGCAUUCAAAUUAGGGACACGGUACAAGCUGUUAACACUAAGGUUGAUUAAACAUUGGCACAAGACCCCAUGGGAAGUUACGGCAUCUCACUUUCCAGAUGAUUGCAGAUCCAGACUAGAUGUCUUCCUGGCAGAUAAUGCUGCCGACAGGGGCAUAGUAUUGGAUUCGGUGCAGGAGUGAAAUCCUUCGACUUGUGUGGUAUCGGAGGUCAGACUGGAUCAUCUGUUUGCUCCUUCUAGCCUUAAAUGUCAUGAAUGAAUCCAUCACACAGUUGGCCAUACUUUGCUCUACCUCCUUUUCUUUUAAGCACUCUGGUACUGGAGGCAGAAGUUUCGACUGAGGGAGGGAAAAGCCGUGCAGAGACUGAGUUGUUGGUGUUAGAUUAAUAUAGGUGUAGAAAAAUCAGUCCGGCUGCUCCCUGAUUGUGUUUUCCAGCGAGACCUAAUUCUCCGGUACGCUCUCUCCUCAUGGUGGGUUGCUACACACCCCUUUACCUUUUCUGUUCAGACUGUAAACUCUUCAAGGCCAGGACUGUUUCACUGAGUGCUUGUAUAACGAGGCCUAGAUCUCAUGGGGCUCUAGGGACUCCUGGCUCUCCUGAUGGGGCAUGACGAGAUGGGUGUCUCAGUUUUCCCAAAGUGCACGCCCAGGUACAGUAUUAGGUGCAGGUGCCCAAAUGGCAACAAGUCUGUGUUAAGAGAAAAGGCGUUUCAUGGGCUCAGAUAUGGUUAUUAUCAGUGGCGCGAGAGUAUUAAGAAGUAGUUGCAAAACCUACAGUCGUACACUGGAAAAGGACCUAAGACUAAGAGUUCUCCAGUGGGUAUUUGUGUGUGUGUGUGUGUGUGUGUGUGUGUGUGUGUCUCUAAUUCCCCCUCCCCCAAGUCCUGUGCAAUCCCAAUUAUUUUGUGACCUGCUUGAAGCAGGUUUUUUUUUUAACCCUGUGUGUUAAUUCUUGCAUGGUUGCUGUUCUCUAAAAUUAUAUUACAUCCCAAUGCGGUGAAAUAGUGAGUCCAUGUAGGAAUGACUCAUACUGGCAUUAGAUCAAAGGAUGAUGGGGAAGUAGGGCUAGAAGGGACCUCACAAGGCCAUCUUGGCCAGUCCCCUGCUCAAGCCAGGAUCAUCCCUGACUAAACCAGCGCAGCUAGAUGUCUGUUCAUCCUGCUCUUGAAAAUUUCCAAGGAUGGAGAUGCCAUGACUGCUCUAGGUAGCGUAAUGUCUGGCCACCCUCAUAGUCAGAAAAUUCCUUCUAUCACCAACCUAAAUGUGCUCUGUUGCAGCUUGAGGCUUAGUCCUAGUCCUGUCCCCUAUGGCCACCGAGAACUGUGAACUUCCACAGAGAAUCUCCACUCUAUAAUUGUCCGUCAGGCAUUGAGAAGCCGAAGUAAUCGACCCAGUUUUAAACAAGAUUACUGCUCACGACAGGUGAGCAAGCAGGUACGGGCCACUUUUGUGCAGCCAGGAUACCAAUCUAUAUGGAUCCAAGCUGGGGGGAGUAGCAGAUAUGCUGGAGCGUAGGGCUAGGAUUCAGAGAGACCUCGAGAAAUUGGAGGUUUGGACCAAAGAAAUCUCAUGAGGGUCAAUAAGAUCAAGUGCAAAGUCCUGCACUUAGGAGGGAGCAAUGCCAUGCACCAGGACAGGCUGGGGACUGAUGGGCUGGGCAGCAGCUCUGCAGAACAGGACCUGGGGGGACAGGGGACAAGAAGCUGAACAGGAGCCAACAGUGUGCCCUUGGUGCCAAGAAGGCUACCGGCAUCCUGGGCUGCAUUGGUAGGAGCAUUGCCAGCAGAUCGAGGUACGUGAUUCUUCCCCUCUGUUCAGCACUGGGGAGGCCACAUCUGGAGUCCUGUGUCCAGUUUAGGGCCCCCACGACAGAAAGGAUGUGGACGCAUUGGAGAGAGUCCAGUGGAGGGCAAUGAAAAUGGUUGUGGGGCUGGGGGACAGGACUGGUGAGGAGAGGCUGAGGGAAAUGGGCUGAUUCAGUCUGCAGAAGAGAAGACCGAGGGGAUUGAAUAGCAGCCUUCACCUCCCUGCAGGGGGGCUGCAAAGAGGACGGAGCUGGGCUGUCCUCAGGGCGGGGCAGAUGACAGGACAAGGAGCAAUGGGCUCAAGCUGCAACAAAGAAAGUUGAGGUUGGAUAUUAGGAAAAACUUUCUCACCAGGAGGGUGGUGAAGCGCUGGAACAGGUCACCCAGAGAGGUGGUGCAGUCUCCAUCCUUGCAGGUGUUUAAGACCCAGGUAGACAAAGCCCUGGCUGGGAUGGUGGAGUUGGGGCUGGUCCUGCUUGGAGCAGGGGGUUGUGACCUGAGGUCCCUUCCAACCCUCAUCCUCUGUGAUUCUGUGAUCCCCCUUUCGAUUCAGUAUCAUAAUUCUUAAGUUGCAAUGUAAAGUCAGAAUGAACUGGAGCUUUUUACACUGCACAUAAACAGAUUUUUAUAAGUCCUUUCCAUUAUAAGGCCCUGUUAUCAGUUGCUUAUGUCUUUAUCAGAUGUUAACCAUCUAGGCUAAUUUUUUUUUUUUUUAAAUACUGGGUAUCUGCCUUAGAUUAGUAUUUGGGGAAAGUUGCAGAAAAAAUAAAUCCAGUUUCAAGAAUGAGAUUUAGGGAAAAGGCUUCGCUUUGCCCAUAUUUAAAAAACAAAACUUGCAUAGCCUUUUCAAGUUAGAAGCUUUCGGGCCUCCAUACUUUGGAGCAGGGACUUGGAAACUGGUAGGGAGAUAGUCAUGGAUGUGCCUUUUACUGUUCCUCCAAAAAACACUCACAUUUGGCCAAGCCACAGGCCGACUGGCAUGCAGUGGAGUUUGAAUUAAAGCUGCACAGGAUACAAUAGCUCUGCCGUGUGUUAGGUUUUUAAAUACUGGACUUUGCAACCUGAGCAUACUUUCAGUGUAAUAUUAUUUUUUUAAUGUGAUUUCACAUAUAUAUGUAUGUUCUAGGACUACAGACUCUUUUUGGCCGGGGCACUUUGAGUUACAAUGCCUUUGGGAUUGUGUGUUGGAUCACAGCUGCUCCACAUUAUUGUUUUUGUGUUUUGUUUCUUUUUGCCUGAGUAUUCUCUAAGAUUAAUUUAAAAUGUAAUUUAAUUUAAAGGAUUAAAAUGACUGGGUGAC
Molecule: messenger RNA, 9516 nt
Organism: Alligator mississippiensis (American alligator)
Lineage: Eukaryota; Metazoa; Chordata; Crocodylia; Alligatoridae
Product: zinc finger protein 135
Exons: 6
Coding region: 1573-3825 (750 amino acids)
Biological process (GO): regulation of transcription by RNA polymerase II
Cellular component (GO): PcG protein complex; transcription regulator complex
Molecular function (GO): RNA polymerase II cis-regulatory region sequence-specific DNA binding; DNA-binding transcription factor activity, RNA polymerase II-specific
Source: RefSeq, a predicted model, not a curated record